Messenger RNA from Chlorocebus sabaeus (green monkey), 3329 nucleotides. NCBI's taxonomy places the organism in Eukaryota, Metazoa, Chordata, Mammalia, Primates, Cercopithecidae. The record is from RefSeq and is a predicted model, not a curated record.
GUGUCUGUCUCCCACUGAGCACUCUCGCAAAGUUGAUUCGGGCGGUUUCCUGAUGGGGGCGGGGAGACCGGAGGCGCGGCGCCGGCGCGCGGUAAGGAGUGGACCGGGAAGCGCCACGGGUGAGGACUUGCAACCCUGGCGAGAAAGUUGUGAGAAAACUGUGAUCCGGAGACACCUUUUACGUACAAAAACAAACGACUAGGCGGGAAACCGGGGGCUCCAACGGCGGCUGGGGGUGAUGGUCGUGGCGUUGGGAAGAGGGAAGGAGGAGCGGGAUGCCAGGACGCCACGAAGAGGCUGCAGUAGAUGGGCGUGCAGUGUAUGGGCAGCGUGUGCCCGGAUUCCAGUCCUCCUCUGUCCAGGCUUCGGGUUGGCACCGGCUUCCCCAGACAACAGCAAACCACACCCUCCAUAGUUUACUCCUCAGGGAACCCGUAACUCCCUAAUCCCUCUCUGGCUAGGAACUCGGGACCGCCGCCCCCAGGGGCGCAUUUGCCCAGACGUGGCGGACAGAUCCUGGUCUACAGUGCCUUCGCCUGGAAGAGUUACUCUAGUUUUUCGGAGCACUCAAGUCAAACCCUAAAUUCCGUUUCGACCACACCUGUUCUGGGUGGGCUUAACCAGGAUUUCUCCUGAAGUGGAGUCUGAAGGUGGUUGGGCUGGGCGGUCCCAUUUUUGCCCCCAUUUUUGUGCUUUGGGGGAAGGAGUGCUAGGAAGGCUCAUUUGACCUGAGCAUGGAAGACAAUGAUGGUGGGCGUCCCUCUGGAGCUGGCUGGUAUUGUGGAAUUGGCCUUUGGACCCCACUCGCGAUGCGCAGACCAGGCGGAGGCUGAAACGGGGGAAAUGAUCGGGGAAGCGCAGUCCCAUUGAGCUUGGGCUGGCAGGGAAUCCCGCUGUACAGAUGGAAUACCCUCUUCGGACGAAAGGGGAAGCUGCUACAGCGAAUCUGGCUUGCCCUCCGGGGAACCGUGGGGUUUUAGGGCUCUGCCAACGCCCCUUUGCUGACUCCGCCCGCACCGCCCAGCAACCCCGAGGCCCACAGGCAGCCCCCGCCUUGCCGCUCGCGUCACUAUGUCAUGGAAACCGAAGCCGCGGAGACCCGCAGUGCGACUCGUUGGCGUUCUGCCCUUACCCCUGGGUGCCGGAACCCUAACGCAUUCUCCACACUUUCUUGCACAUACACAUGUGGGCUCCCGGCUGCCGGCGGGAGGAGCGCAGGGAACUAGUCAGCUCCUGCGCGCCGCCGGCCUCCGCCGGUCUCUCCCAGGCCCCGACGCAGGGCGGGGCAGAGGACGGAGAAGGCGGUUCUGUGACCUAGCGGGCGGGCUCCGCGGGCUCGACUCGGCUUCGCGCUCCUCCUGCGGACCCGGCACUUCCCGGCGGAAGCCGACCGGUACUCGGGACAUGGAGAGAAAACUGACCAGGCUUUCUAAAUUCGCCGUCUCCGAAGCCUGUCAGCUCAGCUCUGCAUUUAAGCCAGUGUCCGUUCAGCGAAGAGCACCAACCUUCCCUCCUCACCUUCCAGGCCACACUUAUUGUCUGCAUCCUCAACUACGCAAGCGCUUUCCUACCCAACGUCCUCCACAGACCCACAGCCACUUACACCGCCCAGGACCUGUACAUUCUGGACCAGGAUCCCUGGGGAUCAUUUUCGCUGAUAGCUCGGACAGCCCAAGGAGCAGAAAAGAAUGAUAAGGCCGUGAAAGGAGGCAUCUGGGGCGGAGCCGGCUCUAGGAGGUUACCUCAUGCCGAGUACACACCCAGCUACACCCGUUCCGGAGGAGGGAGGAAAGAGCACCCCUGGACUCUGCCGGUCCCAGAGGCCACGCAAACUCCGCCCAGACUCGGUGAGGCCGCAGUAAUGCCACGCAGGGAACUGCGUGGAUAAGGUCGCUCGGAUCUGAGCGCCAAGGUCUCCCGCCUUACCUUCCCCUCUAGUUCUCUCCAGACUCAAAUUGCCUUAAUCUCACCCAUCACUCUCUCAUGGAAAUGAUCUACUCGUGUGCAGUACUUUACAGCUUGUAUCACGGUCUCCCCUGAACCGUAUAGCAAGGGGGUGGUCGGGGGUGGAAGAGAAGGGUACUAUCUCCACUUCCCCUGCCAGGGAGCCCAAGUUAGGAGGCUUGCCCGAGAUCCCUAGGUCAGCGCACUAUUUAAGGUGAGAAGUUGGGUGGGGGGCUUGGCACCUUGCUCCAGUGUGCACUUUGCGCCCGGCCAUAUUUUCUAAGCAAGGGGGACUUGGGCUGGUUAAGGGGGAGCAGGGACCGCAGGACUGGGAAAGGGCAGCAUCCGGCAGGCCAGGGCGUCACGGUGUGCGCCUGGCCUGGAUAAACAACUCGGACUUCCCACGAGCGCUGGAGGGACCCUGGGCAUGGAGCAGGGGCGGGGGGGAGCGGGUGCAGGGGGCAGGUGGAACAGCGAGGUCAAGCGUGGAGAUCCCAGUUGCCAGUCAGCCCCGCGCCGCGGAGCAAAGACAUGGCGUGGAUAAUCUCGGGAGGGAGACGCUGAGCUGAAGAACAGAAAAGAGAGAUAGAGGCAGAAGUGAGGAGAGAGGGACAGGAAAAGAAAAUAAAGGCAGAAACCCAGAGAAAAGACGAGACGGAGUACGGAAAAGCAGGCGAGGAUAAAGGAAGGAAAGAUCUGUCGGGGAAAUGCGGGGAGGAGUGGAGGAAAAGAAACAGAAAAGAGACCCAGCCACGAAGAAGGCCGUGGGGAUGGGUGCGGAGCCGAGGGUCCUGCAGGCACGAAGCGGGUGUGCGGUUUUGGGACAGGCGAGUGCGAAGGAGGCAGCGUAUUUGGUGGGAGACUCUGCGCCCGUGGAAAAGCGGCUCUGGGCAGGAAUCCAACAAAUAAAUAAAACGUCUAAGACGGCGUGACAACAAUGUGUAUUUGGGUGCGUGCCCGUGUUCCUCUGUCUGAACACACUCACACCCAGUAAGGAAGACAAACGGGGCUCGUGCCUCACAGUAAUUAAUCCUCUCACUAAUUGACUCUCUCCUCUUACCUAAUGGCGGUGGUCACUGCCGAUAUCUGGAGAAAUAUCAAGUAGGGGGAGACAGAGAGAGAGAGAACCCCAAAGCUAAUGACCUUUGGGACUGGGAUUGAGUUUUUUUCUGGACUUGGCAGCUCUGAGCCCUGCCCCCACCUUCACUUUUGGGCAGAGUUCCAUAGAUGUUGCUGCCUUCCUUCCCCUUCCAGGUUUUGGGCAGCAUUAGUAAAGAUCUCCUCAGAUUAGGGUCACACACACUGAAGCUCUUCUACCGCUCUCCACCUGGGGAGAUUAGUUUCAGAGGCUGAAAGCCACCCCUGCCCCUGGGACAUUUCUUACC